AUGCCUUAUAACAUUGCUGACUUCUUCUUUCCUCAAUCAGGGGGAAUCGAGAGUCACAUCUAUCAAUUGUCCUCCAAAUUGAUCGACCGUGGGCACAAAGUCAUCAUCAUCACUCACGCUUACAAAGGCCGGACAGGGGUACGAUACCUCACCAACGGCUUAAAGAUCUACCAUGUCCCUUUCUUCGUCAUUUACCGCGAGACGACUUUCCCUACCGUCUUUUCAUUCUUUCCCAUCUUCCGCAAUAUUGUCAUAAGGGAACAGAUCGAAAUCGUCCACGGCCAUGCGAGUCUCAGUAGCUUCUGUGGGGAAGCUAUACUCCAUGCGCGAACAAUGGGUUUGCGAACAGUCUUUACAGACCACUCUCUUUUUGGAUUUGCCGAUGCAGCUUCAAUUCUUACCAACAAGUUACUAAAGUUUACACUCAGCGAUGUCGAUCAUGCGAUCUGCGUCAGCCAUACAUGCAAGGAGAAUACGGUGCUUCGAGCCUCACUCGAUCCUUUGAUGGUCUCCGUGAUCCCCAAUGCCGUCGUUGCAGAGAACUUUCGACCAUUAUCAUACACCCCUCGCGCCCUCGACCAGACCCCAACCUCUCCCGUCGAUCCGCGACUAUCGCCGACACCAAUUGGACCCAACGAUACUAUUACAAUCGUGGUCAUUUCCCGUCUCUUCUAUAAUAAGGGCACAGACCUGUUGAUCGCGGCGAUCCCGCGAAUUCUUGCUUCCAAUCCCAACACCCGCUUCAUCAUUGCGGGCUCGGGGCCUAAGGCGAUCGACCUGGAACAGAUGCUGGAACGGAAUGUGCUCCAGGAUAAGGUUGAAUUGCUUGGCUCGGUUCGACACGAAGAGGUGCGAGAUGUCAUGGUCCGAGGUCAUAUCUAUCUUCAUCCCAGUCUGACAGAGGCCUUCGGCACGGUGAUUGUCGAAGCCGCGAGCUGCGGGUUCAAGGCUAUCGCCGCUUUGCGCUCAAACAAAGUGCGAACAGACCGUUUCCAUGAUCAGGUCAAGAUGAUGUACUCUUGGCGAGACGUAGCUCAGCGCACUGAGCGGGUUUAUCAAGGCAUCACCGGUGAUAUCAGCCCGGAAGAGUUUUACGGCUACUACCCUGGUCAGGGAUGGGAAGCCAGUGGGGAUCGAGUACGCAGCUUCGCACUGAUUGAUCGCUUAAAACGGUAUUACGGCUGCGGUGUCUGGGCAGGCAAACUGUUCUGUCUAUGCGUGGUCAUUGACUUUUUGAUCUAUGUUUUCCUCGAGAUGUGGUUCCCCCGAGCGAACAUCGACAUUGCCAGAAGUUGGCCAAGGAAAAAACCGGCGGAGCAAUCUCGGGUCUCCACUACAGCCCGGAGUAGUCGGUGA
Molecule: messenger RNA, 1356 nt
Organism: Penicillium maclennaniae
Lineage: Eukaryota; Fungi; Ascomycota; Eurotiomycetes; Eurotiales; Aspergillaceae
Exons: 6
Coding region: 1-1356 (451 amino acids)
Biological process (GO): GPI anchor biosynthetic process
Cellular component (GO): glycosylphosphatidylinositol-N-acetylglucosaminyltransferase (GPI-GnT) complex
Molecular function (GO): phosphatidylinositol N-acetylglucosaminyltransferase activity
Source: RefSeq, a predicted model, not a curated record